Messenger RNA from Salvia hispanica, 888 nucleotides. NCBI's taxonomy places the organism in Eukaryota, Viridiplantae, Streptophyta, Magnoliopsida, Lamiales, Lamiaceae. The record is from RefSeq and is a predicted model, not a curated record.
GACAUGGACUAUAUAUUGAUGAUGAACAAUUGACAGACGCAUUAAGCCUAGAUAUUUGGGUGCUGAUGGAUAUUUGGGGUUACAACACAAUGUGGACUGAUGAGAAGCACAACAUAUACCUUGAACAUUUGGAAGUCUCAUUUGUUAAACAGCUGCACCAGUCAAUCAGUUUGCUUGACAAGUGUUCAGAUCAGGACGAGGGAGAAAGAAGCAUUUCACAAAUACAUCAAAUAAACGAUGCGCAGCCUCAUGGUUGUUGCAAAAAGAUCAAGUGCAAUAGGGGUUGUCUUCUUUCCAAUGUUUUAGCUGAUUCUGUUGGUCAUAUUGAGAGCCAGCGGUUGUAUCGUAAUAAGCGCAUCGGGAUGAAGCGUCCUGCUCGUACGCCACAGCCUCAUGGAUCGGAUACUUGUUCUUCACAUCAAAAUUCUGCCAGUACCAAAUACUGUGACUCCAAAAGAGAGGGUACAGGCCAGAAUUUUGUUGAUGAACAACAUGAAUCAAACUCAAAUACCGCAAAAAGAACAAAGGCUUUCUCACCACCGGAUUAGUCAAGAUUGAGUUACAGGGCACUUGUAUUCCCAGUUUCAUGUACAGAACUCUAGUGUUGUAGGUUAAUUAUAUCGCGUCGUGAACUGAGGAACCCUUUGAGAUCUUCAUCAACUAUAGAGAAACAGAUGACAGCUCCAGGUUUGUUUAAAAGUUCUCCGUGAUAAUAUAUCUUGUACUCCUAUUUGUUUAUAAGAUUAUUGGAUGAGUUUGGAUGUAAAAGUAAGACUAUAUUCUGAUUCUAGCUAGUUGUGAAGUAGUAGUACUACGUGGUACUAGUUCAAGAAUAUGUAUAAUAUGGAGUAUAUCUGGAGGCAAGAAACCAUUUUAUAUUUUUGUAUU